Malus domestica (apple) is the source of this 1944-nucleotide messenger RNA. RefSeq lists its product as uncharacterized. The record is from RefSeq and is a predicted model, not a curated record. Lineage: Eukaryota; Viridiplantae; Streptophyta; Magnoliopsida; Rosales; Rosaceae.
GCGUGCCUCAUACGUACAUGGAGUAUUUUCUUUCUUGUUGGAGUACCUCGUUGAGCAAAAAUGGAAGUCGGAAGAAAGGAAGUGAUUGAUGGAGCAGAAGCAGAUGCAUAUGCAGCACAACAAGCAGCAGUGGAAUUGGAAUUGGCAAGGAAGAGAUGCAGAUUUGUGAUAGGGCGGAUUGAGGGAUUGCCAGCUCCUACCAACAUCAAACGCACUCUUCUCAAACUGGUUGACUCCGAACUCAUUUUUCUCUCCCGCUCCUCCUCCGCCGCCUCCUCCUCCACUUCUUCAACUCCCCUCACCAACAUCAAGAGUGUCAAUAUCGGACACAUCGAGGCAGUUGUUCACAUUCUCCGGCAGCCCUUCAUUACUGGGGUUUCUCGCGUUUGCAAGCCAAUCCCUUUCUCAACCUUAGCCCCAGUUGCACAGCAAACCGACCCUUGUGUCAACCACAAACACGUCCAUGUUGAUAUAGUUUGCACACUCCAUGGGAACCCUGUCUGGAUUGUUGUCUCCGACAGGAACCCUAAAUACAUUACUUGGACUGGCUUCCGAUCCCCUUCCCAUCAUAAGAGUAGGGGCUUAAAAUUGCGUAUUCAGCAACUCACUGCUGCUGCCCGCUCUGCUGUGGCACUCAAACCUUCCUCGAUUAUUCUUUUCUUCUCAUACCGAAACGGUCUUAGCAGCGUUAUUUGUGAUAGACUAAAAGAGGAGUUUGGGGCAACUGAGUUUCGAUUGGAUUUUCCUAUUUUAGACUUUGAUUUUGAUUUAUCCGAGGAACCUGGUGACUGGACUAAUGUACUUGCCGCAAGAACGUUUCAACAGGCUUGUGUAUUUGAAAUAAAGGUUAAUGAUCCAAGGGACACUGUUUUCAGUUCAGAAUCUGAUGUCAAGGACUCAUGCCUGGGAGAGGUGGCUGCUGAGACUUACCAGGAUCCGUCUGUCUCAAAGGAGGACACUCAAUUUUUCCCUGUUUUCUCUUCUCUGAUUUCAAGAAUGGGAAUUCACUCAUUGGAUGCAAAAAAUGUGGAAUCUGUGAAACUGGGGCGUAUUCUGGGUGAUGGUGAACUUAUUAACUUUGAUACAACUGCUUUGAUUGCUCUUAUAUCGGGUAUUAGUAAUGGUGGUACAGACAAGCUUUUGGCUACUCCAGAAAGUGAAUUGAGGCAGCGGUUUAAGGGUAACUACGAGUUUGUGAUUCAACAGGUGAUGUCUGAGAUUCAGAAUCCAAUUCUUGUUGAACUUGGUCGCGCAAUGUCUGGAAAGAGAGGCAUAAUCUGUGAAAGUGUCCUUUUGGAGUUCAAAGAGUUAGCAUUUAUGUGUGGUGGGCCCAAUGAGAACUUGAGAGCUAGCCAUUUGCUAAAGUAUCUUACGGUUGUUCCUGAUAGUCCCUCUGAACGCAUGAUGAGCCUUCCAACCACUAGAAAACUGGCUUUGAAGAAUAAGGUUGUUUUUGGUACUGGUGAUUCCUGGUGUGCUCCAACUGUAACGGCAAAUAUGGCAUUUGUUAGAGCAAUUUCACAAACUGGGAUGUCCUUGUUUACGAUUGAGCACAGACCGCGGGCUUUGACUGGUGAUUAGUUCUUCUAUGUUGUCCUGAUAUUUAGAAGCCAAACAUGCUUCCAUGGAUGGCAAUGAGAGGUAUUGUUAAUCCACUUUAUAAAUUGAAGUGGUUGGGUCUGUAUCACAUAAGAUGCACCCAGAAUGACUGGAACGUACAGGUGACAAAAUCCAUCAGGUGUUCUGGUUAGUUCAAGUUGAAACUGAUCCUGCAGGUCAGUUCAAGUUCUGAUUAUGUGAUUCACUCUGCUCGUAGAUCCUUCUAGUUAUAUAUUUUUAACUAUUGUAGGACACAUGACAUGACAUUUUAUCGAUAGACAUGACUCUAUGUAGAUCUGUACACCAUUACAUAUAAAAUACUUUUUUAUUUCCGUCACAACUCAA